UGUUUCCGCAUGCGCUGCCCGUCACUAGGGUAGCUCAAUAUCUUCUCGGUUACGCCGCAGUGUCCGGUCGUCGUCCUUGGGCUGUGAUCUUCAUGUCUUCAGAAGAGUUUAAAGCUCUGUCACAAGAUGAGCUCCGGAAGAAACUGUAUCAGACAUUUAAGAAUCGAGGUGUCUUGGACACACUCAAGACUCAGCUUCGAAACCAACUCAUACAUGAGCUGAGGAAUCCAGUUUUAAGUGGAGAAGUUCAGCCACAAGCUGUUUAUAGUGAAUGCAGUUCACUGGUAAUUGGUGCUUCAAACAGUCUGGUUGCAGAUCACCUGCGCAGAUGUGGCUAUGAAUACUCACUGUCAGUCUUCUAUCCAGAAAGUGGGUUGGAAAAGGAUAAGGAGCUUACAGUUAAAGAUCUGCUACAGCUGAUCAGGAUCAAUCCAAGGACUGACCUUUAUAAAACACUGAUUACUGCUUCAGAAAAGGAUAAUGCUAAAGGCUUUCUUGUACAGGUCUUAACAGAGCUGGUAGAACACAGCCUCUCUAAGGAAAACUGUAGUACAGAAACUCAAACAAUUCCUAUGGCUGGUCAAGAAUCCCUGGCUGAAAAGCUUCAACUGAUUGAUGAGCAGUUUGCUGAUAUGUAUUCUCAGCGCCAUCUGUCUGAACCUUUUCAAGUAAAACUUGCUGAAUACAGAAAAGAAAUGGAGCAGCAGAUCCAAGAAGAAAUGUCUCAGAAGUUGCAGCACUUCAGAGAGGUUGAAGUAGCCAAAAUUAAAAUGGAUGAGAAAGCAAGGUCUCAGAAAGAAAUCUCAGAGCUUCGCAGAGAGUUGGAAAAAGCUCACCAAGCCAAGUCAGAGGCAUUAACUUCGCGGGAAAGAAAUGCCAUUCAGCGAUUACAGAAACAGCAAGAGAUUGAUGCAAGAGAAAUUUAUCUACAAAGACAAAGCCUGUUGAAAGAUAUUGAAACAAUAAGAACUCGAGAGGCAGAGUUGAAGCAGAGAAUAGAAGCCUUUGAACUAGCUCAAAAGCUUCAAGAAUCAAAAAAUAAAGUGGUUGAAGAUGCGCUUCACCGUCGUGAGGUAGCUGUGAAGAAUAUUGAAGAUACUUAUGAUCAGAAGCUAAAGAAUGAACUCCUAAAGUAUCAGCUUGAACUAAAGGAAGAAUACAUAGCUAGAACUAAGAACAUUGCUGAAGAUGAGAGAAAAUAUAAAGAGAAGUCUAAGCUUUUGCAUGAGGAGACGAUUUCUCUUAAUUCAAAAAAGCAAGAGUUUGAGCAGGCUAUAUCACGUGCCAAAGUCCUUCAGGUGGAAGUAGAUACUGUCAGGGCCGAAGUUUUAUUAUUAAGCAAGCAGAAUCAGUUGUUGAUGGAAAAACUGAAAGAAGUCUCAGAUUAUUCAACACUAAAAGAGGAGAAAAUGGAGUUACAGGUGCAGAAUAAGCUACUUAAACAACAGUUGGAGGAUGUGCAAAAUGAAAACCUACAGCUCAGAGAAAAGCUAAAUCGGCCAUCGUCUGAAUAUGUGAUCCUUCAAGCAGAGUUGAAAAGAGCAGAAGACGCUAGAAAGCUUGAACGUGAGGAGUCCGAAACUCAUAAGCAGCUCUUGGAAAAACAGCUACAAAACGAGGUUGAUCAUACUGUACAGCUGAAGUCUCAACUUGCAAAAUCUGAAAAUAUUAUCAGAAAGCUAAAUGCACAGAUGGAAGACCUGAAGUUACAACUGAAGCAAACACAGACAGCACUAGAAAAUGAAGUAUAUCGGAAUCCUAAACCCUCCUUGGUUGAUCGUUCUGUUCUUGACAUGAUUGGUAACAAGGCUGUACCUCAUGAUAUAUAUAUAGACGGGGCUUUCUUGAAGACUCCUCCUAUGACUGAUGCUAUUGCAGUUGGAAAUGCUACAGGUCCUAGCCACCAUCCAAGAUCCUAUGCUUCACCAGAUUCUGAUUUAGAAUUUGUAGCUAACACAAAGGCUAGGAUACGUGAAUUAGAGAAAGAAGCAGAAUAUUUAGAAGAAGCCUACAGGAAUUACCAGCACAGAGCUAUUCAAAGCACCGUUGGCCCAUCAAAGAUCCCAUCUUCAUCAAAUUUACCAAAUACUUUUUCAGUGGCUUCUCAUCAGCAAUGUUGUUUUGCACAUAAUGAUGUGGGCUUCAAGGAAUUUCCCAUUCAAUGUCAAAAAACUAAAAGCUAUGAUUGGACACCAGAAAAUGGGCAUUGCUUAAAAGGCCCUUUAACACCACCACUGAAAAGAACGGCUGUUGCUAGGCGUCUGUCUUCUACUCCCGUUUCCAAAGCAAAGAGAAACAUCAAUAGCAAGCUGUUUUCUGAUGAUCCCACUGGCUCAUCUCUUGCUGCUCCCUCUCAGGAUGUUGACCAGCCUCUGUCACCCAUUCCAAGAACAGAUGACCAUUCAUCUCCUGAAUCCCCUUCUAACAUAUCAGUUUCCUCUUCACCACCUCCCUGUGAAAAUAAAUUCAGUAUUAAUCAAGAGUCAGGUAAAAAUCCAAAUCAGAACGUUAGUGACUCUGCAAUUCCUGAAGAACUUCUGUAUGAAGAUCUUGGAAAUGGUGACUCUGCCAGUGAAUAUCAAAAGGACAUUCCAGAACUGCUGAAAAGUGAUGUGUCACAUCCCUCUGGGGAUGAUGUUCGUGGGAGCCAUGUCCCGGCCAUUGUGCCAGCAACAGUCAUUUCACAGCAGGACAGAAGUAAGGAAGAGACAACAACCUUGGAGGAACAAAGUCAUCCUGAAGAGCAGCAAGAAGAGAAGAAACAAAAGUGGGAAGAAGAAAAAAGGAACCUUGAAGAAAGGUGGCCGAGAGAGAAGCCAGAAGCGUUGGAAACGGAGGAAGGAGGGAGGCAAUUGAAUGAGGAAGUGUAUGUUCAGGAGUCAUUGCAGACCAAUGAGGAAGACCCAAAUGGUGAAGGAACCAGUUUAAAAACAAAUGUACUGAAGGCUAAAGAGCAUGAUGGUAGUGGUACCCCUAAUCCACUGGAGAAAUACAUGAAAAUAAUACAGCAGAAUCGAGAGCAGGAACUUGAGAUCAAGAACUCCAUGAAAGAAGAAGUGUCUGAGGGACACCUAGAUGUUGAAAGGGAGGACAGCUUUAGUGCUGCAGGCACUCUUCAUGAAGAGCCUGAUGAAGACUUCUGGUGAAUAUGCUACAUGGUCAGAAAAAUGGAUCUAACACUGGGGAAAAUCCAUUGUGUAGAAAGAAGGGGCUGGUUCUGUGGAAUGCUUAAAUAUUUCUGUAUACAGUUAUGAAGAAAAAAUAUUUGUCUGCAUCAUCAGUUGUUGGCAUAAGUGUUGAAGUACUGUAAUGUUGUGCAAGCAGCGUUAGCCAUACCUAUGCAACAGCAGCUAAAUUCAGUUGUUCACGUUAAGCAAUCAGAUUUGAGAUUGCUGUUUAUCUUUUAAAAAUAUGUGAACACAUCUUAAUGAACAAAUAGGCUCUAGUGAGCUAUUAGUAGUUUCUCACUCCACUUUAAAGACAGAACAAAUUAUGCUGUUCCAGCACUUAAUGUUGCAGGUGUUAGAGAUGGUUAAAUAACUACUGUAGCUCAAAGCUCCAGUAUGACAAUCAUUUUCUGAACUGUGCUUAUUUGUGGAAAAAACCUUCUGAUUAUUUGUACCUACAAAUAAGAAUAUUUUCUGUAGAAAUACUUUCGUUUCAUUUUUUCUUCCUUCAUACAGGCAAAUUCGUUUUUUAAAUUAAGCCAUUGUUCAUAAUAAUGUCAUGCUAUUAAAUAUUUUGAUACUAUUUAAAUGGAGAAAUCACACUGAUCUUUCUUCUUGAAGCAGUUUGCAAGAGAGUAUGUCUAACCUUGGAAAUAUCUGACAGUAAAUAAUUGUGCCUUUCAAUAAAUGGAAAACUAGAAGACAACUUCCCACACUUCAGUAUUUCUCCAAGUUUUUAAUUGUUUCUCUUGUUUAUGAAGCAGCAAAGAGCAGCCUGGUGCUAAUACUGAAUUAAAAAUAAAUGAAUCAUAUUACUCAUUUGUUCUAGAAGGGAGAUGUGUUAGGGAAAUAAAAAGAAUUGAAACUUCCUAAAAGAUGAUACUCGGAGGUAGUUUACCUAUCAUGUAUAAAACAGAUAACUUGUGUGAUAUAAUGUUAAGUUAUGGUAUGCCAUGUUAGUCAUCCCAAUGGCAACAAUUUGGGGCAGUUAAAGACUCACCCCCCCAUACUGCAGCCCCCAUGAGUUCCCAGUAAUGGAAGGGAUUAUACGGGAGCCAAAGGUACCUCAGGGCAGAAAUAGGAAAUGCUUAAUUUCUGAAAAAUUGUCUUGGGUGCUGUUGGUGGUGUCACAUCUUAUGUGGUGUAAUUUACACAAACUGGAUUUGAGCCAGAAGGUCUUAUAAAACACAAUUUUAUUCUGUAGCAAACAGGGUUCUGUCACAAAACAAGUUGUUGAUAACAGGACCUUGCAAAUGGGCAGCUAAGGACCUGUGAUAUUCACUAACCUUGAAUUUAUCCCCUCCUUUUGUGCAAGGGAGGGAAAACCAUUUAGAUUUUCUAUAGACUGUCACCAUUUUGGAAUUUCUUUCGAUAGAAACCUGGUCUGUUACAAAGCAUGACAGCUUGACAAUAGCAUAUAAGCCUGUUGUUUGUUCUUCUCAUAGUAGAAAAUGUUACAGUUAAAGAGAUUUUGGGAGAUCCACACACACAUUUAGAUGUCAGACAGAGUCUGGACUGCCCAUGUGCUGGAGACAGAAGUAUCACACAUGGUAAUCCAAUGUAUAUAUUUGUGUCCAGACAUACUGUAGAUGCAAGAAAGACUAUAUCCCUAUUUAUACUGAUUCUCACACUUUACCAAAGCUUCUAUUUGUCAACCAAUCACAAGAAGGAAUAUACAUUUGUAAUUGUUUCUCUGAAAAGAUUCUCAAAAUAAACAUACACAGAUAUUGGUACUAUUAUCUACAAAUAUUUAUUGUAACACUCGGAUAUAACUACAGGAAGCCCUUGGCACUGAUAGAAAAUAUUGAUUCACGGUUAGGUUACAAAAAUUUAUACAUAGCAAAAUUGAAUGCUCUUUACAUAAAAAAUAUUAGACUACUUAAACAAAACUUCAAAAAACUCCCAGUAAUAGCUACAGAGAAUUAGAAAAGAAUUAGGCUUUAAGACACUGUCUGUUACCUUUAUGCAAACACUGGACUAGAAAGAACAUCACCUGCAUUGCUGUAGAAAUUUGUUUCCUUCAUGCAACAGGUAAAAACAAACACUAAGCUAUUUUUAUCUGCUCUAUAUAGAUUUUGCCUCUUUAAAAAGAAAACGUCAAAUUAGGCAAGUAACAAACUUGAAUGCAAGGUAAUACCUGAAUUAUUUUCCACAUUAAUAUUAUUUUCUUUUAACCUCUUAAAAGAAAUGCGUACUUUUAUCUCUAUACACAUCUGCAUGGUAUAAAGGAGCAUCUUAAUAUUCAGCAAACAUUCAAAACAUGGAUGUAUGACUUGACUCUUUACUGAUUUAAAACUCACUGAUGUACUUUAUUUUCUCCAACAUUUAUAUUUUUUAAAAAAAUAG
Pogona vitticeps (central bearded dragon) is the source of this 5513-nucleotide messenger RNA. It is a transcript of the gene OFD1, whose product is annotated as OFD1 centriole and centriolar satellite protein. Gene Ontology annotation, molecular function: protein binding. The record is from RefSeq and is a predicted model, not a curated record. NCBI's taxonomy places the organism in Eukaryota, Metazoa, Chordata, Lepidosauria, Squamata, Agamidae. Gene Ontology annotation, cellular component: centrosome; ciliary basal body. Gene Ontology annotation, biological process: epithelial cilium movement involved in determination of left/right asymmetry.